GACGAGGUUGGUCUCCUGUUUUAUCGCAGUUGUUUAUCGAACCUUCAUCAUCGCGUACCAGUCCCCAGGGGUUACGAGCGCCCACAGUGUCAUUUAGUCAGUGGCUUCUCAUCUCCAAUAUGGCUGCUCGCACGUGUAGUUGCUCAUGUAAGAUCGGUCCUUCCAUUCUCAAUGGAGAUCUUUCCUGUCUAGCCGACGAGUGCAACAGGUUAUUACAGUGUGGGGCAGACUAUCUACAUCUUGAUGUUAUGGACGGGCAUUUUGUCCCGAAUCUGACUUUUGGAGCUCCUCUUGUAAAAUGUCUACGGAAGAAAGUUCCUAAUGCUUUUUUUGAUAUGCACAUGAUGGUUGCAAACCCAGAGAAGUGGGUCGAUGAUAUGGCUGGUGCUGGAGCUGACCAAUACACAUUCCAUUUGGAAGCUACAGAUAAACCUAUGGAACUUAUUCAACAAAUUAAAAAAGCUGGAAUGAAGGUUGGGAUUGGGAUUAAGCCAGGCACACCUGUCACAGAUGUCUUACCAUACGUAGAACAUGUAAAUAUGGUACUUAUAAUGACCGUUGAACCCGGCUUUGGAGGGCAGUCUUUUAUGGCAGAUAUGAUGCCAAAGAUUGAGUUUUUGCGUCAAAAGUACAGAGAACUUGAUAUUGAAGUUGAUGGAGGAGUUGGGACUAGCACAGUUGAUGUUGCUGCUAAGGCUGGUGCAAACAUGAUCGUAUCUGGAAGUGCUAUAAUGAAAAGUGACAAUCCUCGACAAGUGAUAGCAUUGCUACGAGAAAGGGCAGAGAAGUGGUUAAGAGGCCAUGGCGAGGCAGAGAGAUCUGUAGACCUUUUUUCUUCUCGAAGGUUGCCACCCCACACCUCUAACAGUGGAAAAGAGAGAGAGGCUACACGCUGCACAUCUCUAACCGAAAGCAUUAAACUCUAAACGACGAAAAAAUGAACAUCCUGAUGUCACAUCAGUUGUCGUCACUGUCACUUGCUGUCAGCGUCAGUUGUCCUAACCGGUGAGGACUUCAGAAAGAGGUCAGAUCCUGUGUUUGUGUGGUCUGAAGUAAGCUGAAAAUGCUUAGAACAGAAAAAAAGCGACACAGAGAACCCGCAGUUCUAUUGUCCACCCCCACUCUCCAACGCCCAUGCUGCUUCUUUUAUGACACCCAGAUGAAAAACCGUUUGCGUCUUGUCGUUUAAAUGAAGAUCCGGUAUGGCGUACUGCCCAUGCGUAAAGGAGUUUGAUUGAAGAAGUGCUAAUGUACAGAGGGAAAACUAUUUCUCUGUAGGUACAAAUAAGGAUUGCGCGGGGUGACGUCGGAUGAUUUUACAGAGAUUGGUGUCAUAACUGUUUUUCACACGUGUCAUAACUGUUUUUCUCACGAAUACGAAUGUUGCCGCCAUUUCUUCGACAUGGAGGAGUGGACCAAGGACUAAGGAUUAAUCCGAGACUGAAACACUACGCGAAAGUUCUGCUAAUUCUCUUGGCCCUCCGCUAAUUAUGUUUCCCUCUACACAUCCGUUUGAUUCUCGUAAAUAUAUACCCGUUUUUUUAUUGCUGUUCAUUUGUGAUCAGCGCAGCAGGGGUUGAGUUCUCGCUGCGGCCAAUCCAGUUCAACCGGUAUCUAGAGGGAGAUGACUCAUAUACGGGGGUACGCCUUUUUCGGCGCGCCCCCCCCUUACCCUUAUACCCCUAUACCCCACCCUCCUGACGUAUGUUAUUCAUGUAGUAGAGAUUUAUCUAUGUCAAAUCAUUAGUUGCCUUAGGAGGAAGUUUUGAAAUUUGAUUGAUAACAACGGACGGACGUUUAGGCCGCAUGAGACCGUGGCCUUAGAAAUUCAGUAAGAAAUAGUUUAUUCAAAUUAAUGUGGACUAUGUAUGUAGGAGUAGCAAUAAUAUGAUGAGAUGUGUGAUAUAAACAAGAGGUCUAUAAUCCAUUACCGAGAGUAAUAAUUGCUAUAUAAACCAAAGUGUUGUGAGUGGUUCCGAGGACCGUGUGAAUUCAUUACAAUUAGUCUGAUGUGACUGAAAGCAUGAAUUUACGUAUAGACUGACCACAGAUGGGUCAGUGAGAGAGCGUAUUACACUCAUUUCCGCCUUCGACCCAAGCGUGAUUCGCGUCACAGCUCAACUGCCUGAUCUACACACAACCUCACGACAUCUUGUAUCACGAAAUGACCAGAGACCACAGCGCUCUCAAAUUGCUUGGAUUUCCCGGCACAACAGACCGAGAGCGAAGCCUCGAGUAAG
Nematostella vectensis (starlet sea anemone) is the source of this 2240-nucleotide messenger RNA. RefSeq names its product ribulose-phosphate 3-epimerase. The record is from RefSeq and is a predicted model, not a curated record. Gene Ontology annotation, molecular function: metal ion binding; D-ribulose-phosphate 3-epimerase activity. Bases 120 to 926 code for a protein of 268 amino acids. Lineage: Eukaryota; Metazoa; Cnidaria; Anthozoa; Actiniaria; Edwardsiidae. Gene Ontology annotation, cellular component: cytosol. Gene Ontology annotation, biological process: pentose-phosphate shunt, non-oxidative branch; carbohydrate metabolic process; pentose-phosphate shunt. The transcript has 10 exons.